Molecule: messenger RNA, 741 nt
Organism: Tripterygium wilfordii
Lineage: Eukaryota; Viridiplantae; Streptophyta; Magnoliopsida; Celastrales; Celastraceae
Product: pinin-like
Exons: 1
Coding region: 1-486 (161 amino acids)
Source: RefSeq, a predicted model, not a curated record
AUGGGAAACCCCAAGAGACCAUCAAACAAGGACCAUGUUCAAUGCAAGAAGCAUCCCAAACACAAACAAUCUCCUGGCAUAUGCUCUCUUUGCUUGAAUGAAAAGCUCUCAAAAGUCUCUAAAACAAGGUCACGUCGUACGAUAAAGCGCUCUUCUUCUUCUUCGUCUUCGUCUUCUUCUUCAUUAUCGUCCGAAUAUUCUUCUUCUUCUUCGCUUUCUUCUUCGUAUUCGUCUCCAAUGCAUCAUCGUCAUCCGUAUCGUUUUAGUACAGGAGGAGGAGGAGGGAAGAAUAACAGGGGGAAGAAUAAUGUUAACGCACUUGCCAAGAGUAGAUCAUUGGCUUUUGUUCAAAGGAGGAGUGGUGAUGAUUCUUGUAGUGAUUACAAGAAGAAGACAACAAGGAGAGGUGGGUUUUGGUCCAAGUUGUUGCGUCCAACAAGGAAGAAGAUUGAUAAUGGGGGUUUGGUGCAUUCAAGCACACUAUGAGAGAGGAUUAAUAUUGUGGUUUCUUGAAACUCUCUUUUCGAUCCAUUCUUUAUUCUUUUAUGUAGUUUGCGUGCAUAUAAAUCAUAUGCUGUAUGUAUUGAUCUAUUGGGAUUUGGGAUGCCAAAUUAAGGAAAAAACCAGCCUAAUUUCUUCAUUAAUUCUUGUUCUUCGAUGGUGUAGAUCUUGUAUGUCAGAAGAUAAAAUAUUAUUAGAUUGAGAUGAGAUAUUCUCUUAGUCUAGUUUUUUGUUUUUUUU